Micropterus dolomieu (smallmouth bass) is the source of this 1128-nucleotide messenger RNA. It is a transcript of the gene whr1, whose product is annotated as serine/threonine kinase 19. Gene Ontology annotation, molecular function: protein serine/threonine kinase activity. The coding region runs from base 138 to 905 and encodes 255 amino acids. The transcript has 7 exons. NCBI's taxonomy places the organism in Eukaryota, Metazoa, Chordata, Actinopteri, Centrarchiformes, Centrarchidae. The record is from RefSeq and is a predicted model, not a curated record. Gene Ontology annotation, biological process: protein phosphorylation; positive regulation of Ras protein signal transduction.
CGAGACACUUCCUGUAAGAAGCUGGGUAACUAAAGAAGACUGUAUAAGUUGUUUGUUGAAUCUGUGAACAUUGGGUGGUUUUGAAUUUGACCACAGCGAUGCGAAACCAAUAUUACUGCUAUUAGUAGCUGUCAGAUAUGAACAGAAAACGGGCUCUGAUUUCAGACACUUUCAUGGUGAAGAAAAGAAGAGAUGGCACAACGAAGUUUGGGGCUGUCAGUGAUGGAGAUGAAGGACCGCCUGACAUCAAGUGCACCCUUGAGUACCUCAUGACACUGUUUCCCAGGAAGCUCUUCAAUGACACCUUGCCUCAAAUUGUUCUUAAGCACCAACUCUACAGUAUACACAAAGACAAGACUUUGGUGGACAAGGAGCUGAAUAAGCUGCGGGAACAAGGAGAACUGCUGAUGUUCCAGCUCGGGUUUGACGCAGAAGCUUUUGGGCUGAUUUUUGCUUCAGAUUACAAGGCCAAGGUGCUGGCAGGGGAGAAGGGCAGAGCGACACAGGCGACUGUGGAGAAGUUCUUGGAGAAAGUGGUGUCGUCUUGCACAGAUCUGAGCUUCAGCAAAGACAAGAUACUCAGGGAGUUCCACUUCACAGACUCGGAGAUAACGCAGCUGGUUAAGUCAGGGGUCCUGACAGUGAGGGACGCAGGCAGCUGGUGGCUUUCCAUUCCCAACUCUGGCAAAUUCACCAAGUACUUUAUACAAGGCCGUAAAGCAGUGCUCGGCAUGGUGAAGAAGUCCAAAUAUAGUGAAGUCUUAAAGGCAGAGCUAGAGGAGCGGCGCACAACGGCGCAUGUGAAAUUCCACAUGAAAUACCACAUCCAUGACAUUGUUGGUGCAGAGCUGGUAGAGAGCAUACCGACAACUUCAGGGACACUGUUGCGAUUUGUCAAUUCCUGAACCGCAGCAACAAGACUUACAUCGGUGUUUGGUCGAAGCCAGUGAGCGACCGAAGAUGAGAAAUGCAUAAGAUGGUCAAAGACUGUUUGUAAGAGGACAGAGUAAAUUAAUUUCAGAUUUAGGUUCUGUGCCAAAUGUAUUAUAAAACCUUGUGGGUUUAUGAAUUGUCAAUGAUGUUGACAUGACCUUGUUUGGUUUGUCUUGUAAUAAAUAUUCAAAGUUU